Messenger RNA from Aureobasidium subglaciale EXF-2481, 374 nucleotides. RefSeq lists its product as uncharacterized. The transcript has a single exon. Bases 141 to 341 code for a protein of 66 amino acids. The record is from RefSeq and is a predicted model, not a curated record. Lineage: Eukaryota; Fungi; Ascomycota; Dothideomycetes; Dothideales; Saccotheciaceae.
CUCUGGCACCACUCAAGUCUCGUCUGGCAACACAUGCUAGAUUGAUCGUAUUUCCAACUGUUAGACAAGCAAGAAAUCUGACAUACACAAGACCUCCAAAGCUUGAUCUAAAUGGUGUGUCAUGUGCUAUAAUAUAAAAUAUGGAUGAUAAUAAAUACAUAAAUGCAACAAAGAUUCUCCUAUCUUUUCUUGCCGGAAAAUGCAAUACAUCAGUCGUCCUCAUGCAUCUUUUUCUUUUGUUGAAAACAGAAUUCCUCCUUUCGAAAUAUGCCUUCCAUGUAAAUUCUUUUCCUUCCUUCGAGCGCCAGAUGACAAGAACAAUCGAGCCUCCAUAUUCAUGAAUCGUCAAAGCAAUCCUUCCAAAAACAUUUAUU